CUUCUACGUGAGGGGAUCCGACGAGCGUCCUGCAAUUGAAGCUUAUGGCUUUGAAAACACCUUGAGCUCUUCAAGAUAUAUGGGCACUAAGGAAAGGUACUAAUACCCCGCAGAGUAGUUUAUAGCACGCAUGGUGCAUGGAGUAGCAUGGACUGCAUGGAGCGCAGAGCUUUAAGGGGCGCAAGAAGCUCCCCCUUUAGCUCCAUGCUAUUCCAUGUGAUCCAUGCACUCCAUGCCGUGCGAGCUGUGAAACCUUAUAAAUUGCUCCGUAAAUUAUAGGACUCAUAAAAAAGUGGCCACUUGUAGGGUACUAUUAUCGUGCUUAAUCACGAAUAGUGGGUAUAUUUGGGAGUACUGUCAAACUCAAAACCUUCAUAUCAGCACAGAGCUAAUAUCAGUUUUUUCUUUCCCCAUGAAGACGACACUUCGUAUGAAUGUUUUCUCUACCUUGAUGCUCUCCUUGUUUUGUACUUGGUGUCAGGACCAGCAGUGACUCUGACUCCACCCAUUAGACCUAUGAUGUAGCAACGUUAAUCUUUCUCCUUAGCUGUAACAAGUAGACGACUUAUGUUCUUCUUGUUUACUACACUAGGACGUAGUGAAUCACAGCAGAAGGAGGUUAGAAGUAAUGCUGCAGCAGCUUAGUUAUAUUGAAUCUGGUAUUCGGUAAGCUGAUUUUGAUCAUACGGGAAAGCAAGAAGACAAUCUUUGUGAUCAAAUUCAAAGUAGCACGUUUCUUUUCUAAGUUUCUUAAGUUUCGAAAGAAAGCAAGCAUCUAAUUAAAGGACGCCCAAACACCUUUUGUUAGGCACAUUCAUUCAUUCAAAUACAGGAGCCAUUCAUUAGUGAUAUUAUAGCUUAGCCGAAGAUAUUCACCCUUAGCUGAAGAUAUCAUCCCUGAAGAGGUCAUGCGAAAUCAUGUUCGGGAUGUUGUAGCUCCUCAGCAGCUCUCAUAUGUAGAUUCAGAAAAACAUUUUCCCGCCUUCCGAAGACGGCCUGAUGUUGCGGCUCCGUGGGCGACUUGCAGAGUUAGGGCUUGGCUGCACUUCGUAUGCUCACUAAAAGUACUUAUUUUCGAGGAGCAGGACCUCUGAAAAUUCGAUGUAGAAUAUUUCAACUACGCACACAUGCAUCCAUGUUGAUUUCGUUUUAGAAGUGCUGUCGUUAAUGUUUAUGUAAAAACUGCUCUGGGACAGAGAUCAAGGUGAAUCAAAAAUGUAAAACUACAUUAUCAAGAAAAUAUAACCUAUAAACCUCCACCUCCUGUAUGGUCAACAAUAUCAAGGAGCAUCAUCAUGAUGAGAGUAAGUAUUAUACCCUCCUUGGGGCUAUACACCGAAGCGGAGCAGUCACCUUGUGUGGCGGUGAAGUGGAGGCGUCCUAUCCUAUCCUAUAUCUAAUGAGAGUAAUUGUUAUACUAUCCUAUACUAUCAUAUCCUAUACUAUCCUAUCCUAUCAUGAUGAGAGUAAUUGUUAUACGCGUCUAAGAAAACGUAAAAUCAGACGGGCUCGGGAGCGUGCGAAGAUGAGGGCGUUAAGGCUGGGGUCCUAAUCCACUGUGAUGGGAGAGACUGUGAUAGCAGAGAGAUGAGAAACUUGCCUUCCCAAUCAGAAGGCCGAUUCUUGUUGCUUGUGGGCUAGUUUGUUACCCUGAUUAGUGAUCCAUCUCAUUGAAGGCACGCCGAGUAGAUACAGACUUGCGUAUGAAGACGGGUAUACACCCGUUGGCCCCAGCGUCAAGCAUCCUGUUGGAGAAAAAAGAGCCUCGUCAACAAAUAGAUCUACUCUCCUGAUUAAAGAAAUGUGAGUGAUCAGGCGAAAACAGCCUCAACAAGAUGAGUCAUGUCAUCACUCACCACCUCUUGAGACCUAAGGUGUAGUUGACUGUCAUGACCAUGAGAUGGAUUGGUCGUGAAACAUUAGGUGGAUCGUUUGGGUGAGCGCCUGGUCUAACUUUGAGUGUAUUCUCCACUCCAUCAAAGAGCUCGUCGUCUUCCAACGAGAACGACAGUAUCCAAUGGCACGACGACGAAAUGCAGUCUUACGGCUUGUUUCUCUAAUGAUUAGAUGAAAUGUGUUUCUCCAGUAAUGCAGUCUUAAGGCUAUUUUUGUCUCUAAAAUAAAUCUGGUGCCUCUUGCUCUUGUUCUAUAGAGAUAGGCUUCAAUCGCCUAAUCUGUCUCUUCUAUACAGAGAUCGAUGACUCCUCAACAAGAACUGUAUGCAUCCCAAUACAAACCCUAAGCCCUAAGCAUCUCUAACACUCUCGUGCGGCUAAAUCAUGCGUUGACUUGUAUUCACUCUUC
Molecule: messenger RNA, 2304 nt
Organism: Amoebophrya sp. A25
Lineage: Eukaryota; Dinophyceae; Syndiniales; Amoebophryaceae
Source: the annotation of a GenBank genome assembly